Messenger RNA from Durotheca rogersii, 1648 nucleotides. RefSeq lists its product as uncharacterized. The transcript has a single exon. NCBI's taxonomy places the organism in Eukaryota, Fungi, Ascomycota, Sordariomycetes, Xylariales, Xylariaceae. Bases 213 to 1478 code for a protein of 421 amino acids. The record is from RefSeq and is a predicted model, not a curated record.
UCACAGCUCCGUCGUCACCCCUCCAUCGAAAUGUCCUCGCCCACCUCAUCGUCCCACUCUCUGCUUCCCACUUCUUCCACUUUCCACCCGCGAUUGGUAUCGCAUCUUGUCGAUUCCACCUCUCCGCGGGUGACUCCACCUUGGCCUUGCCAGCAACUAACGGCAAAGCUGCCGACCCCGACACGAGAUAACCUCGCUUGAGCUUGGAAAAGAUGCCUUCAGCCGACGGGUUCGAGCCGUCAAUGGACGACGGCAGCGUCCCCAACGAAAGCCGUGGGAAGCCUUGGCCGUUCUACAGCCCUGCUCAGCAAAUAAACAUCGAGAAGAAGUACUUCGAGGAGGGUGCCACGAUCCACUUUGACCGAUUACCGCCCUUGCAGUGGUGGGCGCCUCUCACCGCGGUCAGUGAAGGCGUGCGCGUCGGCUACAUUACGAAGAAGACCGUCGAGGUGUCCGUGGCCGCUAACCGCCGUCUGACCGCCGAUGAAGUCAACGCUGCGAGCGAGCAUGCUGCUCGUUCCGUCCGGUACCACUCUUACGUGCCACUCCUGAGCCUUUCCCUCACCUGCUUCAUUACUUGGGGCGGCCGGAAGACCUUCAGGUUUCCCUUCUAUACUCCCAAACGCCACAUCUUCGAUCCCCGCGUCUUCCCCAUGAGAUCCCGUGCAUAUUUCAGGGGUUGGAAGGCUGUUCAGGCCUGGCAUGCUGCAAGGUUCUUAUCCUUUCUGCCUUUAACAUGGCUUGGGUCCUUGCUGUUUAUCAACUCCGUAGCAGAAGCUACAUACGAUGCGCACAUGGUAAGAGAUAUACGCUUGAGGUACCUACUACAAGACGUCAAGAGAAAUGUCGGGAAUGUCCGCGAGCCAAAUGAGCGCCGCCGGUUGCAUCAGAAUCCUCCGGCGCGACCGGGCACGGACGCCUCCCCACCCGCCCCUGAGCACGAGCGUGAUACCUACGGCAGUCGGCCGGAAAACACCUUUCACGAGUCUACUACCGGACCCGCCGGUAACGUAGCAGCUCAGCCGCCAACAGAGUCAAACUGGGCUCGAAGUGCUCCGCUUCCGCCGCCUCCUGCGAAAUAUCCCGAUUCCGGCUCGCGAUACACAGGCGACUUGGAUCUAUUCGGUGAUGACGGUGAUGACGCUUCACCACUCUCUGCUUCGUCAAGAAGGGCCGAGGCACAGCGGGCCCGGGAUUCGCAAGGUGGCUCGGCUUGGGACCGUAUAAGACAGCAAUCGCAACAAGGCAACAGCGCUCAGUGGGACCGGGGUGACUCCUCUGACCAAGAGAGAGGCUGGGCACACCUGCGACAGGACAGGACCCAAGACCCUAAGGAACGCUCUCCGAGGACCGAUGGAUUCUCCUACAGCCAGCAAGACGAAGAGCGAGAGAGGAGAAACUACGAAAGAGAGCAGGCCCAGAAGGAAUUCGAUGCUCUACUCGAGUCCGAGAGGCGUGGUGGCUCGGGCAGACAGUAGUAGCUCGGUCCGUACAGGAAUUCGAGACGAUUUAUGAGUCCAAACUCAUGAGUCUAGAUCUGUAUCAUUCUGUAAAAAAAAAGCCCGUAGACGCACUCGGCGGCAAUUAAAAAAUGAGACGUCCUCCGACUCCCCUAUACAUGAAACAUGUCGACGCAAGGCCACAAUUU